This is a messenger RNA of Owenia fusiformis, 2867 nucleotides long. Lineage: Eukaryota; Metazoa; Annelida; Polychaeta; Sabellida; Oweniidae. The record is from the annotation of a GenBank genome assembly.
AUGGCCUCUUCGGCAAUGAUAAUGUUCUGGAUGGCGAUGAUGUAUAUUACCCUCUCUAGGAUGAAAGCAGUUUCAGCAAGUUAUCAAUACCCAGAUGAACCAUACAUUAACUUUACAACCGAGACAAACCAUACAUGUCCGCAAGGAUGUUCUACCUGUAGUGACAUGAGGUAUAUCUGCACCAGCCUAAAUGUCAGCACUGUUCUACAGACAUUCCCGAUUACACUCCAGUACCUACAGCUUACGGAUAUACCAAGUGUUCUGGACAUUCAGAACAACACCUUCAAACGGUACGCCAGUCUGAGGUAUUUAGAUAUCAGUAGGAAUCGCAUUGAAUCAAUCGUCCAAGGAUCACUUGGAGGACUAUGGAAAUUGGAAUAUUUCAAGAUCAGUCAAUCUGGCGUUAUCGUUUAUAAUUACUUCCAAAAGUCUCCCUCCUUAAAAGAUAUGGACAACAAGACACUGUGUGACUUGAAAGCUCUUAAAUAUCUUGAUAUGAGAGGAAACAACAUGAUGAGUUUGGACAGAAUCGUGGACAGACUUAGAGCAAUGACAAAAGCAUGUAGGAACUGUACAACUGAUUACUUGGACUUAUCAUAUACUAAUGACGUUGAUGUAAAAAAUGCACAGAUUCAAAGUUACACGCUGAAAAGGGCAAAAAUGGCUGUCUUUAAAAAAUUGAAUGUGAAGGUUUUGAAACUUGAUGGCAACCACAUAAGUUCAAUAGAACAUGGCUUUGGUGUACUUUUAAAUUCAGUAAAAUACAUCUCUGUCCGAGCAAACUACAUUAAAGUAAGUUUUUGGCAGGAUGGGAAUAUAUUCUUUCUGGUCAAUUUCUUAAUAAUGUAUAACUUGAAAGUUGUGGAUAUGGGCGGCAAUGCAUAUUUGCCAAUUAAGGUCAGCCAUCCAAUACACCGACGGAGUAAUUAUAACAUGCAAAUAUUUCCCGCAAAUCUUGAAGAAAUAUACGCUGACAAUAUAGCUCUCACUAAGGAAUUCUACUUUUGGGACGAUGAUAUAUGCAUGAGUACCCCAAACCACCUUAAGGUUUUAGACAUGUCAAACACAAUCGUUGCCGGGUUAGGUGCCUCACUAUUGGGCUUAUAUAACCUCACAUACGUGAACUUUCAGAACUCAAAAAUAAUUUUCACAGAUCCGAAUGCACUCAACUGUAAAAACUUUCCGAAACUCCAAACUCUCCUACUGGGAAAUGUUGACUUCCGACCCAUGUACACUCAACUAAAUGACACCGUAUCAGCAUUCCAGAAUUGCUCAACAAUAAAAUCUAUUGAUUUAGAAAAUACAAAUUAUGCUGAUCCACGUGUGAAUACGUUUAUUGACAUGGACAAUGUGCGAUACAUCAACCUAAGCAAUAAUGGGAUUGUUUCUUUGGACAUUGAUCUCCAUAAUAAUUGGAAUUUAAAACUGUUGAACUUAUCAUCAAAUCGCAUAAGCCAGCUUCCAAAAUUGAUGAUGUCACAAUUGGAUCAUACUGCUAAAAAGGCCAAAGAGAAUCAAACAAAACUUGUAGUAGACUUGAGCUUCAAUCCAUUGCUCUGUGGCUGUGGUCAACAACAGUUCAUCGAAUGGAUGAAAACAACCAGAGUAAAGUUCUAUAACUUUGAAUCAUACCGUUGCCUCAGGAAUACUGAGUAUCAUCUUCUACAUACAUUAUCCAUUAAAGAAACAGCUUUAAUGUGCAAGAUGACAGUUAUAGUGUCAAUUUCAUCUUCCAUAGGUGUAAUGAUACUUGUGGGAAUCUUAUCUUUGGUUAUCUAUGCUAAACGACAUCGCUUGGAAUAUCUCUGGCUGAUGACAAGACAAAUGGUGAGACGAACCCUUCAGACCAGGAAGCAGCCUGACGACUACAGGACAUUCAACUACCAUGGGUUCUUAUCGUACAGUAGCAAUGAUGAUAUUUCAAUCAUCGUUAAAAUACAGGAAAAGAUAGAGGAGGAAUUUGGACUCUGUUUGGUCAUUCAUCAACGGGACUUCAUUCCUGGUGAACUAAUUAAUACAAAUAUCAUACACUUCAUUGAAGCUAGCCGCAAAGUAAUCAUACUAAUGUCGAACAAUUACUUAGAAAGCAGAUGGUGUAAUUUUGAGUUUGAACUGUCGCGGAAUAAGCGUCUCGAUGCUACCUACGAUACCAUGGUGAUGAUUCUGCUGCAUGAUCUCAAGGAUUUAAACAAGGAUAAAAUAUCUUCCAGUUUGAAAAGCUACCUAGGUCAGAAGACCUUUCUUCAAUGGCCGAAAGAUUCUUCACAAAACCCAGCAUUCUGGUUGAGAUUAAAAGAGGCCCUAGAUUUUGGUGAUGUAGAAAAUGGCACUGAUGAUGACGAUGGUACUGAUCACACUGAUUCCACACAAAACAAUAUGAUUGAAAAUCAGGAUGAGGGGUAUCCUGGAGCUGAGCUAAUCCAAUUGGAUAUUGAGCCUAGAGAUGUUAAUGCAUUUCAUUAUGAUGGUGUAUUGCAUGAUGAUGUUGUAGUGCAUCAUAAUGACAACAGCAUAUUGAUGACUGUUGAUGCUGAAGUGCACAUUGAUGAUGACAUACAGCCAUUGCUGUAAUCCUAUACUGUAUAACAAUUUAACAAUAUUUGUAAGCAGAGGCAAACAUAUUAUAUGUAACGAUUUUAGAUUAUCAUUUCUUCAUAAAUGUGAUUCUGCAGAUGACAUUAAAAUACACAAUAGUGAUCUCCCAACCACUUAACUGGCUCUGCCAUCACCUGAAUAUUUGGAAUGGCUUGUUUGGAUAAUUAAGUACAGACAAUUCAGAUACUAAUGGAUAGGAAUAUCAGAAUUUUGGAUUAAGACAUAUGUACUCAUUUAUCAUAAAACAAUCAUUCACUAGUAUCUCUCAUAAU